Molecule: messenger RNA, 6943 nt
Organism: Passer domesticus (house sparrow)
Lineage: Eukaryota; Metazoa; Chordata; Aves; Passeriformes; Passeridae
Gene: EGFR
Product: epidermal growth factor receptor
Exons: 28
Coding region: 348-4019 (1223 amino acids)
Biological process (GO): positive regulation of epithelial cell proliferation; neurogenesis; multicellular organism development
Cellular component (GO): plasma membrane; basal plasma membrane; signaling receptor complex
Molecular function (GO): epidermal growth factor receptor activity; ATP binding; epidermal growth factor binding
Source: RefSeq, a predicted model, not a curated record
CGCAGCCGGGCGCACCCCGUCCCACAGCCGGCUCCAGCCGCUCCGCAAGCCCUUGUGCAUCCGCCGCCGCCUGCAGCAGGAGGAGCAGAGGUGGGAGGAGGAGGAGGAGGAGGAGGAGGAGGAAGGCGGCAGCCCGCCCGCAGCGGGGCACGCACGUGUGCGCGCAGACCUCGACGGCCGCCCUCCAGCAUGCUGCUCGGAGCCGCGCAGGGCAGAGCGCCGGAGAGGAGCUGAUCGCUGCGGCGGGAGAAGAGCAGAGGGGAGCCGGAGCGGCUCCGCGGAAUCACCCGUGCGCCCGUCCCGUCCGACCCGCACGCAGUCCGCCGAGGGAGCGGCGGUCCCGCAGCAUGGGCGGCCGCAGCCCCCGCGCUGCCGCCGGGCCCCGCCGCGCCGCUGUCCUGGUGCUGCUGCUGGGGCGCCUCGCUCUCUGCCUCGCCGUGGAGGGAAAGAAAGUUUGUCAAGGGACAAAUAACAAGCUGACCCAGCUGGGACAUGUGGAAGACCAUUUCACCAGCCUGCAGAGGAUGUACAACAAUUGCGAGGUGGUACUCAGCAACCUGGAGAUUACAUAUGUGGAGCACAAUCGUGACCUCUCUUUCCUGAAGACAAUACAGGAGGUUGCAGGCUAUGUGCUCAUCGCCCUUAACAUGGUGGAUGUCAUUCCCCUCGAAAACCUUCAGAUCAUCCGAGGCAAUGUGCUGUAUGACAACUCUUACGCCCUGGCUGUUUUAUCCAACUACCACAUGAAUAAAACACAGGGACUCCGACAGUUGCCAAUGAAGCGGCUUUCAGAAAUUCUUAAUGGAGGUGUUAAAAUCAGCAACAACCCCAAACUGUGCAACAUGGAUACUGUUCUUUGGAAUGACAUCAUCGACACAAGCAAGAAACCUCCAACAGUGCUUGAAUUUGCAAGCAACCUGUCUUCUUGUCCCAAAUGCCAUCAGAACUGUACAGAAGACCACUGCUGGGGUCCUGGUGAACAAAACUGCCAGACAUUAACAAAAGUCAUCUGUGCUCAGCAGUGCUCUGGGCGGUGCAGGGGAAAGGUGCCCAGCGACUGCUGCCAUAACCAGUGUGCCGCGGGGUGCACCGGGCCUCGGGAGAGUGACUGCCUGGCAUGCCGCAAGUUUCGGGAUGAUGCUACGUGCAAGGAUACAUGUCCCCCAUUGGUCCUGUAUAACCCCACCACUUACCAGAUGGAUGUGAACCCUGAAGGAAAAUACAGCUUUGGAGCCACUUGUGUGAAGGAAUGUCCACACAACUACGUGGUAACAGACCAUGGCUCCUGUGUUCGCUCAUGCAACGCUGAUACUUACGAAGUGGAAGAAAAUGGUGUUCGGAAGUGUAAAAAGUGUGAUGGGCUAUGCAGCAAAGUGUGCAAUGGCAUUGGAAUAGGUGAACUUAAAGGGAUCCUCUCCAUAAAUGCUACAAAUAUCGACUCCUUCAAAAACUGCACCAAGAUCAAUGGGGAUGUCAGCAUUCUCCCAGUUGCAUUUCUAGGUGAUGCCUUCACGAAGACCCUACCUUUGGAUCCCAAGAAACUGGAUGUCUUCAAAACAGUCAAAGAAAUAUCAGGAUUUUUGUUAAUUCAAGCCUGGCCUGAGAAUGCUACUGAUCUCUAUGCUUUCGAAAAUCUGGAGAUUAUACGAGGCAGAACAAAGCAGCAUGGCCAGUAUUCCCUUGCCGUUGUUAACUUGAAAAUACAGUCCCUAGGGCUGCGCUCCCUCAAGGAAAUAAGUGAUGGAGAUGUUGCCAUUAUGAAGAACAAGAACCUCUGCUAUGCUGACACCAUGGACUGGAACAGCCUGUUUGCAACUGAGAGCCAGAAAACGAAGAUUUUACACAAUAGAGAUAAAAAUGAGUGUGCUGCUGCCAAGCAUGUUUGUGACCCCCUGUGCUCAGACGUAGGCUGCUGGGGCCCAGGGCCCUUCCACUGCUUCUCCUGCAGGUUUUUUGAUCGUCAGAAGGAAUGUGUGAAACAGUGCAACAUCCUGCAAGGGGAGCCAAGAGAGUUUGAAAAGGACUCCAAGUGCCUCCCCUGCCACCCUGAGUGCCUGGUGCAAAACUCCACCAUGUACAAUGCAACCUGCACUGGACCUGGCCCUGACAAUUGCAUGAAGUGUGCCCAUUUCAUAGAUGGCCCUCACUGUGUGAAAUCCUGCCCAGCAGGGGUUCUGGGUGAGAAUGACACCCUCGUCUGGAAAUAUGCUGAUGGGAAUAAUGUUUGCCAGCUCUGCCAUCCAAACUGCACCCGGGGGUGCAAAGGGCCAGGUCUUGAAGGCUGUCCAAAUGGCUCCAAGAUCCCCUCUAUCGCCGCCGGUGUUGUCGGAGGGCUCCUGUGCCUGGUGGUGGUGGGCCUGGGCAUCGGCCUCUACCUGCGGAGACGCCACAUCGUCAGGAAGCGCACCCUGCGCCGCCUGCUGCAGGAGAGGGAGCUUGUUGAACCACUGACACCCAGUGGGGAGGCACCAAACCAGGCUCAUCUGAGAAUUCUAAAGGAAACAGAAUUUAAAAAGGUCAAAGUUUUAGGCUCUGGAGCUUUUGGCACUGUUUAUAAGGGACUUUGGAUCCCAGAAGGAGAGAAGGUUAAAAUUCCUGUUGCUAUUAAAGAGUUGAGAGAGGCUACAUCACCAAAAGCCAACAAGGAAAUACUUGAUGAAGCUUACGUGAUGGCUAGUGUUGACAAUCCUCAUGUGUGCCGCUUGUUGGGAAUCUGCCUCACUUCAACUGUUCAGCUUAUCACACAGCUGAUGCCUUAUGGCUGCCUCCUGGAUUACAUCCGAGAGCACAAGGACAACAUCGGCUCGCAGUACCUCCUCAACUGGUGUGUGCAGAUUGCAAAGGGAAUGAACUAUCUGGAGGAACGGCGCCUGGUGCACCGUGACCUUGCUGCCAGGAACGUCCUUGUUAAGACUCCUCAACAUGUGAAAAUCACGGACUUCGGGCUGGCAAAGCUGCUCGGUGCAGACGAGAAGGAAUAUCAUGCUGAGGGAGGCAAGGUUCCUAUCAAAUGGAUGGCAUUGGAGUCAAUUUUACACCGGAUUUACACUCAUCAAAGUGAUGUCUGGAGUUAUGGUGUGACAGUUUGGGAGCUGAUGACAUUUGGUUCCAAGCCGUAUGAAGGGAUCCCUGCCAGUGAGAUCUCUUCUGUCCUGGAGAAGGGCGAGCGUUUGCCGCAGCCCCCCAUCUGUACCAUCGAUGUGUACAUGAUCAUGGUCAAAUGCUGGAUGAUCGAUGCAGACAGCCGUCCCAAGUUUCGUGAGCUGAUAGCUGAAUUCUCAAAAAUGGCCCGUGACCCUCCACGCUAUCUUGUUAUACAGGGAGAUGAUAGGAUGCACCUGCCCAGCCCUACGGACUCCAAGUUUUAUCGCACCCUGAUGGAGGAGGAGGACAUGGAGGAUAUAGUGGAUGCAGAUGAGUACCUCGUGCCACACCAGGGCUUUUUCAACAGCCCUUCAACGUCUCGCACUCCUCUCUUGAGUUCAUUGAGUGCUACCAGCAACAACUCUGCUACAACCUGCAUUGACAGGAAUGGGCAGGGGCACCCUGUGCGGGAAGACAGCUUUGUCCAGAGGUAUAGCUCAGACCCAACAGGUGCUUUCUUGGAGGACAGCCUAGAUGACAGCUUCCUACCAGCCCCAGAGUAUGUAAACCAACUGAUGCCCCAGAAAGCAUCUGCCUCAGCAGUCCAGAAUCCAAUCUACAACAACUUCUCUCUCACAGCAAACUCAAAGGUCCCCACAGACUCCAGCUACCAGAAUUCACAUAGCACAGCUGUGGACAACCCUGAGUAUCUCAACACCAACCAGUCUCCCCUGACCAAGACAGUCUUUGAGAGCUCUCCCUACUGGAUCCAGGCAGGCAACCACCAAAUAAACCUGGACAAUCCUGACUACCAGCAGGACUUCUUACCGAAGGAAACCAAAUCUAAUGGUCUCUUGAAAGUUCCUGCAGCAGAAAACCCAGAGUACUUGAGGGUAGCAGCACCAAAAAGUGAAUACAUUGAAGCCUCAGCAUGACCAUAGAGAAUUUCUUCUUGCAGCAAGGCAAGCUGGAUAAGUGAACUAUUGACUGCUGCAAGAGUAGACUCUGGCUCAGAGCAAAUGGCAACCACAAUGCAUCAAAAAGCACCUCUGCUUUUCAGCAUGGGGCUUUGAAACUGCAAAGCCUGUCUGAUGGUAGUUUGGGUCUUUCCUUACCCAUUUCCAUGUAAUAACUGAGGCCCAUAGCUUGCACUCAGAUGCAUGCUGGGAUGGAGCAGGAUCUUCCUGGACUGAAGAAAUAUGGAUGCAUUCCUUUCAUUUUCAAAUGGUAGCAUGGUAAAAAGCCACUCUGGGAUGAACUCGAGAACUGUACACAUUGUACAGUCAAAUUCCUUUCUACAUUCUGUAUUUUUAUAAAUGUUUCUAACAGAAGUUUUGGAUCUUUUACAAGAUCAGAUGCUUGUACUGCUCGUCUGCUAAGUGUUGCUCAGAUCACCAGCAGAGAAAAGAAUUAUGUUCCAAACCUCCUGGAACUGAAACUGUUAUUCCAAGCCACUAGAUUUUUACAAAUUGGCUCCAUAUACUGCCUUUUGGCCCAAAGGUGAGAAGUGCAUCUGAGGGACGUGUGGGCAGUUCUGCCCAGGGCAGUAUGGAGUGGAUUGGUCUGGGGAAAAGUAGCACAAGGAGCAAAAUGGCACAAUGCAUCACCUGCUGACCACUACUGCUACAAACUGACAAGAGGAACACACCUCCAAGUCACCUAUACAUGAUUAUAAAGUUGCUCACUAGUCUGUUUUCUGAUGGUCAAACCCAAAACUUUUUUUUGUUCUGAUCCCUUAUGCAGCUGUCAAGUUGUCAAAAUGCCUUUCUUCUUCAACAAAACUGUUAAAGAUGUUGCCGUAACUGAAAAAUGAAGUGUCAGAUAAUGUUUAACAGACUUCAAUUAAAUGUCAAGGAAAUGCAAAUAGUGGCAAAUUGGAGCACUCACGAGACAGACUGGAAGAACUACACUAAAUUAAACUUGACUAAGGCAAGAAACACAGGUAGUUCUGGCCGAGCAGCUUUAUUUCCCAUUUUAAAGGGACUCAAAGCAGAAAUCAUUUUCCCUUAUGCAUUUGGCAAAGAAAAGGGGUACUAUCUAAGCUGUACAUUUCACUCACUUCAAGGCAAAGUAAUAUCAAUUGUUGUCCCAGGCUGGGGCAGAGGCUGGGGCUGGUUACAUGUCCCUUUGGGGUUAAUAUUCUGGCAAUGCAGGAGGAGCAGUGAGAAUGAAUUAAGGAAAGAAAGAAUAAUCUAGAGUGAUGGAAAACAUUAUCUCCCUCUUCUGAAGCACAAGGUUACCUACUGCUUCUUUGAAAUAUGCAGCAUCAUCUUCUGGUUAUUAGUGUGGUAUAGGUAGGCAAGGCAAUGCUAAGAUUUUGGCUUGACAGUAUAAAUCAGUCACAGCAGGAAAAGCAGCUACUCUUUCUAGUGACCCAUAAAAUUAUUCCAUCACUAACAUUUCUUAUGAAUGUAGGAGGAAUAAAGUACCUAAAGUGUGAAUUUAGUCAGUCCUUUAGAUGCAUCCCACCAGCAGCUUGGCAGUGCUAUUUUAAUCAAACCACUAGAUCAGAAAGCAAAUUCUCAUUUGGGGACAAAGGCCCUUAACUAGUUGAAUGUUGGCAUCUUGCUUGAGGGUAGCAUAAGCAGCUGACUUGGAGAAGAUCUGUAGUCUAUAUUAAGUAGCAAGAAACAGUCAAAUUUAUGCUGCUGCUGUGUUUAGAAUACAUCAUUAUGUGUUUCGGUUUAGGUAUUGCAUCUGAAGUCCAGGAUCAAGCAGCAAAUCCUUAGAGCACUGUUUUUAGAGAUUUCCUGAGGAAAGGAAACCUUCAGUCAUGUGAAAUGAACCCUUUUUAAAGUAACAUGCAUUAGCAGUUUGUAUGUGUACAGCUCAUGGGUCCCACUACAGUACAGGGUGAAGUGGCAUGUUGGGUCAGAAUCCAGAGAUUGCUCUGUUUGGUAGAUGUGUCUCACCAUGACCAAGUCCCAGACACAGCAGUGUGGAAGAUGCAAUGUUUGACUUGGAUUAUCAGUGGCUUUUAUUUAAAACAGUAACCAAGAUUCAGUUCCCAUGUCCAAUUAGCAGCAGAUUUCUCCUUGCAUUCCUGGGAGCAGAUUUGUUGUGUUACUCUCACAAGUGUGCAACAUGUGCACACAGGCAGCGCUGCUUUCCCCCACCCACUGCCCUGGCAGAAAUGUACAUAAAACUAAAAAAAGAUCUUAACAGAAUUCACAGAUAAUUUUUCAGUUUGCUGAAGUUGUUAUGCCUCCAAGCAGAACACUAGAAAAUCACAUAGUGCAUAUUCUCCCACAGAAUCUUUCAAACACUACUGCACAAAGGAAUUUACUGAUUUUAAUCUGUUUAAUCUGUUAGCUAAAACAAGAAAGCCACUGAGAAAUAGCAUUAUGUAUCACCAGCAUUAUGUAGCAUGAAUAGAGGUUAAUGCUUGCCCUUUUAAAACAGUUCAGGAGGGAUUCAGUAGCAACUCAUUGCUAGAAACAAGGAGAUUCAUCUAAAAAUUAAGCAAAGUUUGAAAGAACAUCUCUCUUUGAAUGUCAUGUUUUUGAUGAAAAAAGUAGGAAAGAGGAUGUAGGACCACAAACUCUUGAUACAAAUGUAGAUUCCAGAUUGGCGGGAUCAACUAGUAUUUCUGGUACAUGGCAUCUUGUAAGCCAUGAUUUGUAAGUUGGCAGCUCAGUAAUGAUUCAAAAGCCAGCAAAAAAUAAAAACUAGGUAGUGCCUGCAGGGGCAGAUAGAGUGGCACUGGGAGCAGAUGGGACUGUGCAGCAAAUGGCUGUGGCUGGAAGCACAGGUGCUGUGCAGGGUGAUGCUCACAGGUAACAGAUAAUAGCAAUAUACCAAAUCAUUUCCACCAGGAUUAAAAAAAAAAAAAAAAAAAAAAAAAAAACAAAAAAACAAA